GCAAGCAUUAGUGCCUGAAAAUCUAACAGUACAACAUGAGCCCGUGACUAACACAGAUUAACUGGUAUACAUGAAAAGGAAAACGUCUUGGAAACUUUAUGAUUUGGCUAAUCUGAUCAUCAUGAGAAUUAGUGUGAAGAGUUUAUUUCCAGUCUUGUCUGUCGCUGUGGUGUUUUUCUAUAUGAGCUCUGUCAAUUGGAAAAUCCAAACUCAAGAGAAGCAGCUUCACCAAGUCCAGCAGAACUUCUCGUUACACAGCGAACUUCUCCUCAAGAAGCUGGACAAACUGGAGGCUCAUUUAUAUGCCGUGGAAGAGAAAAGCCUCAAAGUGAAAAAUGAGAAGAAGCCAGCAAAGAAGCUGUUUCCAAACUCAUAUCUCUUCAAGAAAUGGACUGUGGAACUUUCUGAGGACGAUCAGAGGAAGGCUGAGGAUCUCUUUCAGAAAUACGGCUAUAAUGCCUUCCUCAGUGACCAGUUGCCUCUGGAUCGGGAGCUGCCGGACACUCGAGACCACAGAUGCAUUGGACGUGAAUAUCCACACAAUCUGCCCUCCAUCAGCGUUGUGCUGAUUUAUCUGGAUGAGGCUCUGUCUGUCAUUCAAAGAGCCAUUUGCAGCAUCAUCAACAGAACUCCAGCCCACCUGCUGAAAGAGAUCAUAAUGGUGGACGACCACAGCAAAAAUGAAGACCUGAAGACACAGCUGCAUGUUUAUAUCAGCUCCAUCAAUGAGAAACACCCAGGCCUGGUGAAGAUGGUGACCCAUCCAGAGCAGAAAGGCCUGGCCCAGGCCAGAAUCUCAGGCUGGAAGGCUGCCACCGGGGAUGUGGUUGCCAUUUUGGACGCCCACAUUGAGGUCCAUGUCAAAUGGGCGGAGCCACUGCUUGCACGUAUCCAAGCUGAUCGCACACUGGUCCUGAGCCCCGUGUUUGACAAAGUGAAUUACUAUGACUUGGAAGUGACAAAUUAUGCUGCCUCUGCUCAUGGUUUUGACUGGGCUCUCUGGUGCAUGUACGUGGCAUUCCCAAAGAAGUGGUAUGAUCAAAACGAUCCUUCACAGCCAGGAAAAGAACUGCUCCAGUCCUGCCCAAAACGCAUCGACCGAAAUCCAGAUAAGAAGUCCACAAUUCUUAUCGCACCGACUGAAGUCCACAACUUAUUCACACCAGCACCAUCUAUGAUUUUUAACGGGAAUGAAAGCGAGGCUGUGAGGGAUAGACAUACAUCUCUUCAGAGUCCCUCUGUAAUGGGAAUACUCGUGGUUGAUCGUCUGUUCUUUGGAGAGAUUGGGACUCUGGAUGGAGGGAUGCAGGUGUAUGGAGGAGAGAAUGUUGAAUUAGGAAUACGGGUGUGGCUUUGUGGAGGAAGUAUAGAGAUUAUUCCCUGCUCUAAAGUUGCCCACAUUGAAAGGGCGCACAAACCCUACAUGCCUGACCUUAAUAGUGUAAUGAAGAGAAAUGCCCUCAGAGUGGCAGAAGUUUGGAUGGACGAAUACAAGAGCAAUGUCCACAUGGCCUGGGGUGUCCCCAUACAGAAUCAUGGAAUAGACAUCGGUGAUGUUUCAGAGAGAAAGAAACUGAGAGAGAGACUGAAAUGCAAACCAUUCAAAUGGUAUCUGGAAAAUGUCUAUACUGAGUUAAGUCAGAGGUAUAUAAUUGCUUAUGGAGCGCUGAUUAAUGACCUGCAAAAAAGUUUAUGUUUGGAUAAGGGGCCAGAUGAGGAGAACACUCCCAUUUUAUAUCCAUGUCAUUUCUUUUCCUCACAGGUAUUUUACUAUACAGCAAAUGGUGAGAUACUUCAUGGCCACUUGCCAACACAUUUACAUGAUCGGAGACGCUGUCUAAUUGAUCCUGGCUCAGGCAGGUUUCCAGAGCUGUCCUGGUGUUCAGACACUGAAAAAACAAAACAUAUGUACUGGGAUUUCAAACAGGGAGAGGCCAUACAGAACAGAGAAACCAAACGCUGUCUGGAGAUCAACGCUGAGCAGAAUGGAAAAUAUGAAAAAAACGUUUUUAUUCAGGAGUGCAGAAACCAGCACUGGAGGAUACAGAAUUUAAUUCAGGACUUAUGAAACACAAGAUUUAAUCAAUUUAGAUAAACGCAGCUGACACACUGGAGCCCGCUGGAGAAACAUCACAGAUAGUGUUGGUGCUAAAAAAAUUAAUGCAGCUACGAACUGAAAAAAAUUAGGUACUAAAAAUGGCACAAAAAUAUUAUAUGGCUGAUGAGAAAGUAAAAAUAGAAUUGAUAAUCGGAAAGAGGGUUUAAGAGAAAAAUUAUGAUUUUCACAGUUCAAAUUCACACAGUUCUUGCAGCCCCAUAAAUAAAUAAUUUGUUACAUCUGAUGUCUUUUAGAAGUAUGUGUAUGUUGUGUUUCUGAGUGUGUCUGUGCAGGAGAAGGUGUGGUCUGCACUCAAGCCAGCAGAGAUCUGAUUAGGUAUCAGUGAAAAGGACCUUAAUGCGUGUCAUUUGUUUUGCUCUGUCUUAGUUUCCUCUCUGAUUGUGUGUACUUGCUGUUACAUUUGUAAAUUCUCAGUUAUGGGAAGUAGGGAGUGUGACGCCAUUUCUUUUGCAUAUAUUGUUUGUUCUAUGUUUUGGGUUAAGGGAGUAAGGGAAGUUGUGUUGUAUUUUUCUUUUGAUGUGCUUUUUUUUUCUUUUUCUUUUUCUUUUAAGGUAAUUUAGAGGGAACUAAAUCUAGUUAUUUUUGUUUAUUUUGUACUUUUCCACUUCUGAAUUUGAUCCAUUUGUUACUGAUUUUCAUUAUAAUAUUUUUAAUUUAUUUUUGUUUGAUAUGACCUUUUUUGUGAGUGAGCACGCAUUCAUUUAUGUUGCAGCUGUAACAAAUUUUAAAAUAAAAAAAAUCAAAAUAAAACACAAGAAAAUUUUACUUGCAUGUCAUGUGACUGUUAACUGACAUCAGAGAUGUGUGAAUAUGCAAAUGUGCUUUUAAACUACUGAAAUGUUUAGAAAUGGUUUCAUGUUUCUAUGUAAUCUGUCCUAUUCCUAACAGCCCUCAAUGGGGCAUGUUGUUACAAAAUGUCAAUGUCUAUUAAAGGAGUAACCAAA
This is a messenger RNA of Megalobrama amblycephala (Wuchang bream), 3063 nucleotides long. Its product is annotated as probable polypeptide N-acetylgalactosaminyltransferase 8. NCBI's taxonomy places the organism in Eukaryota, Metazoa, Chordata, Actinopteri, Cypriniformes, Xenocyprididae. Gene Ontology annotation, cellular component: Golgi apparatus. The record is from RefSeq and is a predicted model, not a curated record. Bases 71 to 2068 code for a protein of 665 amino acids. The transcript is spliced from 12 exons.